AUGUCAUCCAUCAAGUAUUCUUCAUCAUAUGGUCUCUUUGGAAAGCGCUGUUGGAAUUACUGUGUGUUUGGUGUGGUGUACAACAACUGCCGGAAGCCACCAUUUCCUUUGCAGCUAAGGAAUGCUGCAUGCAAUUUUGCAAGCUCCAGCAGAGGAGAGAAGAGCUGUUCCCGGUUUUCAUCGACGGAUGAGAAGAAGAUUGAUCUCUUCAUUUCUGAUCCGAUGCCUGAUAGGAUUACCGCAGAAAGUUCCGGAGGCAAAGUCGUCGAGGCCUUCUCCGGCGGCAUUUGCCUGUACGAACCAGCCAUGAGGAAAACAACGAUUUCUUCAAUAUCGUCCAUCUCCAUCUCCACCGAAGACUACGCAAAAGCAGCACACGCCGCUAAGCAAUCAGCGGCGGAAUCAGCCGACAAGCUUGCAGCCGUGCUGGCAGCAAGCCACAAAGUCGCAGCCGUCAAGUCAAGAGUCGCCAAGGCAAUGGCGGCUAGGUUGUCGUCAGAUGAUGAUGUAGCCGCCAAGGAGGCAGCGCUCGCUAAGCUAGCCGCCGCCGUCGCCAAGGAGGAAGCCGCCGCCUCUGCGGCCUCCAAGGCAGCCGCCGCCAAGGACGCCACCGCCAAGGAGGCCGCCGCCGCUAAGGCAGCCAACCCCAAGGAGGCCGCAGCCGCUGCUAAGGCAGCUAUUGCCAAGAAGUCUGCCACCCUGAAAGUAGCACCCCCCAAGUCCAAAUCAGCCGCCAAGGCUGCCGUCGCCGCCAAGGCUGCGGCCGUGAAGGCGGCAGCCGUUCCUGCUGGGGAAGCAGCCGCGUCUAAAUCCAAAUCAGCCGCCAAGACGCCAGCCGCAUCAAAAUCUAAAUCAGCCGCCAAGGCUCCCGCUAGAGAAGCAGCGGCGGCGAAAUCCAUAUCAGGAAAGGAUGGUCCCUUGGUGGCAGAUUGGGAAAAGUACUACCAGGUCAUGCACGACACCCAGGGUUUUGGCAUCACGUCUGCUCCUGAUGAUGCACCUAUCUUACCUUAUAAAGGAGAUCAAGUCACAAUCAAUGGGAUGAUCGAGGAUUGCAUUAAAUUUUACAACUUCAAACAUAAGGACAUGCAAUAUAUGUAUAAUGGGAUGGAGGUUGAGAACGUGACAUUUUGUCCCAAGUCUUCUCAUACUAUGUAUUAUCUUACCUUCAGAGCUCCUCUAGCUUGUGAUUCUAGCAGCAAGAAAACCUUUCAAGGUCAGUAUGUUGUUGUUGUCCGUGGUCAGGAUGUCCCUGCUUUUUGUUGUUGUGGUGAGGAGGAGGAGGAGGAGGAGGACGACGACGACGACGACGACGACGACGACGAUGAUGAUGACGACGACGACGAUGACGACUAUGAUGAUGACGACGAUGAUGACAACAAAGAAGAUGAUGAUGAUGACAGCGAAGAUGAUGACCCUGACUAUGACUUUAAUAAAUUUGACUAUGAGAAGAGAAGGGUGCUCUAUUGUGACACCAAAGAUAACCUCUUAUCAGGUUGGAAGCCAGAUCGGCGGUGUACACUUUUUUGCUGUAUGCCGGAUAAUAUGCACAUGUGAAAUGACAGAACACAUACUUUUUGGGGUCUCCAGUGGUCAUUGGAAUCGUCAAUCUUCAUGCUUUCUAUGAGUCUAUGCGAAGGUGGUUGAAUAGCUCUUGCUUCGGGUUUCUAUCUAUUGGUGCGGUAUGUGGCUUUUCUCUACACCAAAUUUUGCUAUGGUUUUCUUAACUUUGUGAGAGUCCAGCUUAAAUUUCUGUGAAUAUUUGCAUGGUGCUGAGAUUGCGAUGGCCCCUUUGUAUAGCCGUCUUUUCAUUUGCGGAAGGGCAGACCAAUUUAUAUAGCCACACACCAAUAUUUUGGCACUUACACAACAGAAAUCAAAAGGUGGCGAAGCUCUACCACGAAUUUCAAUUAAAUGCAGGGCAUUGACAAAUGACAAGUAUGGGAUUUUCUGAAGAAGGGAGUGUAGUCAUCAAGCAGUCCGAUGAUGGCCAAUUGGGCAUAAUGUUGUCCGAGGAGUGGAUACAUGCGGAGUACUGGUAAAUUUCAACCAGUUUUUUAAUGCAUUAUGCUCCUUAAUUUUCUAAUAUCCUGCAUAUUUCAUGCUAAGAAUCAUAAAGCAACUGAAACAUAGAAGCCACAAAAGUUGCAAGCUGAAACAACCA
Molecule: messenger RNA, 2164 nt
Organism: Oldenlandia corymbosa var. corymbosa
Lineage: Eukaryota; Viridiplantae; Streptophyta; Magnoliopsida; Gentianales; Rubiaceae
Source: the annotation of a GenBank genome assembly